AUGGCCGAGCAGAGGCGAAGCCUGGUGCGGCUGGCGGUGCUGCAGGAGCUGCGGGCCGCCUACGGGAUCAAGGUGAAGAGCGGGAGCUGCCGAGGGGCAGCAGGGAAGCAGCCUGGCGCGGCGGCCGCAGAGGUAAGGGCGGGUAAAAUCUUUGGAAUAUCUUUUCAUGCAUUACCACAGUCACUUGUGCCAGAAUAUGGAAGUAUUCCAAGCUUUCUGGUUGAUGCUUGUGAAUAUUUAGAAGAAUAUAUUCAUACUGAAGGACUCUUCAGGAAGUCUGGAUCUCUUGUUCGCUUAAAAGCAUUAAAGAGUAAACUGGAUCAAGGUGAAAACUGCCUCUCAGCUGCAUUGCCAUGUGAUGUUGCAGGGCUUCUUAAACAGUUCUUUAGAGAGCUACCAGAACCCAUUCUUCCAACUCAUCUGCAGGAAGGUCUUUUCAAAGCUCAGCAGCUAGGAAAGGAGAAGAAAACUGCUACUGUGCUGCUUUCCUGUUUGAUGACUGACAGAACAAUUGAGGCUUUGCGAUACUUUUUCAACUUUCUAAGAACUGUAUCCCUAAGAUCCAAUGAAAACAGAAUGGAUAGCAGUAAUCUGGCAGUGAUAUUUGCUCCAAACCUCUUGCACUCAAGUGAAAAUGAAAAGAUGACAGCAAAUACAGAAAAAAAAAUUCGCUUGCAAGCUGCCGUUGUGCAAACGCUUAUUGAUCAUGCAACAGAAAUUGGGCAAGUACCAGAAUUUAUCUUGGAAAAGAUUCCUGCAAUGUUAGGUGUUGAUGCCCUUGAAUCUACUCCUUCACUGAGGGGCCACGAAGACAGUGAAUGUGAAUCUCCUGGUGAAUGUAAAAGGAGGAGACAACGAAGUGUUGGCGAUUUUGUUAGUGGAGCAUUGAAUAAACUUAAAUCUAACAGAACACCCUCCACUACACCUCAGCAAGACAGAAGUGUCCUUUCGUCAGUGACUCCAGUAGUUCUUACUCCAAGUACUAAACGUAAACUUCCAGCUGAUUGCUCUCAGGGCUUGUCUAGCAAGAAAAGACGAUCUUUUAAGCAUAGUUUUGCUUUUGAGUUGUUACCAAGUAGCAUUUUUAACAGCAGCUCAACACCAGCAUCAGUUCAGUUUGAUGCAAGUCCUUGCAUGUCUCUGGAGUCAUCUCAAAACUCAGUAUCUCCUUUAACUGGUGGUGAAAAUCAUUUGUCCAGUACAGGGAACAGAAGAAAUAAAAGACAUACAAGUAAAAAGUUAUACAGGGCUGAAUCAGGAAAAACAGGUUGUUUUUCUCCAAAGAUUAGCCGGAAAGAAAUGGUUCGUAGAUCGUUGCGCCUGAAGUUUGGUUUGGGGAAGAACAACAGAGACAUAAAUAUUGUAUCAGGAUGUGCAGUUGGUAAUAGAUCUGAAAAUAUUGGAAGGCGUCUUGCAGGCCAAGAAUUGGAAAGCAGAGCUGAAUGUGCAAAAAGAGAUGUACUCUUCAGCCCAUAUAUCAAUGAAAAAAUCUCUAAAAAAGGCUCAAAGAACGUGAGCAAGUCGGAAGAAAACCUGUUAACUCCAAAGUGUCACGAUAAAGUAGUUUAUCGAAUGUCAUGGAAUAGUCCUACUGUUACAGAUUCUCAGGAGAUCAGCAGUAAUGAGGGAUAUCUUCCAGGACACCUUGAAGCUAGAGUUGGUUCUUCAGAAUCUGUUUUUGUAGCUGGAAAACCACCUGUUGCUCCAGAUGAAUUCAGAUCCACAACUGUAAAUAAACAAGACAACAGCUUAAACCUUUUGCUAUGUGAGGAAGAAAGUAAUUUAACUAUAGAAACAUUACUGAAAGUUAAGAAAGCCUUUUCUGCAUCUGGAAGUAAUCUUCACAAUGUGAUAAAUGAUGCAAAGUCUUCCUUAGAUGUUACAGAAGAAACAUUAAAUGAAACCAUGUGUCCCACAGGGCUCAGUCCAGAGAAAGAAAGUCCAGAGAAAGAAAAGUUAUCUGAAGCUUCUGGAAGUCUAGAAAAUGCAGAAUCCAGACAGCUGUUCCACCAAUUUAAUCAGUCUUAUGCUGUUGAUAAAGAAAAAUUAAAAAAAGAUGAAAUUAAAGUUUUGGAGAAAAGAAACUUCCAGAGUUCUAUUGAGAUUGAACUUCAGGUCCAGAAACCAGACAAAAAAAAUGUAAUAGAACUUACUGUGCCUCAAGUAAUGGCGAGGGAAGACAAAUUGACUUUUCAGAAUAGUUCAUUAAAAGAUGACUUAAGCAAAUUAGAUUCCUUUGAGAAAAAAGAGGAAAUAAAGUUAACAAACCCUGAAACAGCUGAAAACUGUAUGGUAAAAUACUGUAAUUUGGAAGAAGAUACUGCUAAACCUUCUGACACAGAACAGCUUCCCAUUUCACAGCUACCUAAAUUAGGAAAUGACCUAAGCAAUCAGUACUUGAAAGCUGUAAAUUCUGAUAAAAUUUUAACUAAAACAGCAACUGUUUCUGAUCAUGGAAAGGUUUCCGACCACAUACAGUGGUUCAACAAGCUUUCAUUGAACGAUCCAAGUUCUGCAAGCAAAACUAAACCGCCUCUUAAGUUUCAGCGUACUCCUGUUCGACAGUCGGUAAGAAGAAUGAAUUCCUUACUGGAGGCCAACAGACGACCUGUAAGCUGUCAACUAGUCCAAGCUAGUGAUGUUAAUUCACCACUUGUUAAAUCUUUGAGUUAUGAUUCUGCACUAUCCUACUGCACAGAGAAAUCCUCAAAGAAUUCCACAGCUUUGUCAUUGAAGAGUGAAAGUACACAUGACGAAGUUUCUACAUCUCAUAAACAGUUAGACUUAACAUCCAAAUCAUGUUGCAGAUGGUUAAAUCCGUUAGAGAAGUCUGAUGUUUCUGUAAGAACUGCUGGAAUCUACAAACAGAAAGUGACUGUUAAUCCAUCAAAGUCUGUUUUAGAAGACCUAACCAAUCAUGAAACAGUGAAAUCUGGUUUAAAAGUAAAUGCAGGUGUAAAUAUUCCAGGUGGUGUGCCAGAAAAAUGUGCCAUCACAAAAAAUCCUCUUGGAAAAGAAAAGAUUCGUUACAGAGGCUCUCCAAAGAAUCCAAUAUCUAAGGUGAAACUCCUACCAACUACAAAACCAGUAGAUUUAUAG
This is a messenger RNA of Rhea pennata, 3099 nucleotides long. It is a transcript of the gene ARHGAP11A, whose product is annotated as Rho GTPase activating protein 11A. The coding region runs from base 1 to 3099 and encodes 1032 amino acids. The transcript is spliced from 12 exons. Gene Ontology annotation, biological process: signal transduction. NCBI's taxonomy places the organism in Eukaryota, Metazoa, Chordata, Aves, Rheiformes, Rheidae. The record is from RefSeq and is a predicted model, not a curated record.